AUGAGUUCCAAACGAAGCACCCCUCCAAAUCUGAUUCCGACUCCGUCGAGGUUUCGUGGAGGCCCGCUGAAACGUGGCAGAGCUGUGAGCAGUCCGAAUUCAAGCAAGCGCCAGAGGAUCGAGGAAGGACUCAAAAGACCUAGCAAGCCGAGAGAAAAACUAGGCUCAGACAAGAGGUUGCCCUUAGCAGGUCCGUCCCGCGCGCGUGAGACGACCCAAAUACGAUCCAAUUCCGUCAAGACCGAAAGCAAAAGCCUCUCUCCUCGAGUCGGGUAUUCCACUAGUUCUCGAAGAACGGAUGCAUCGGACUCUACCGGGCACUCUUCGGACUCCUAUGAUGAGGAUGGAAAUCGCAAAAAGAGACAGAAAGGAGAAGAUGACGAUAUCUAUCGAGACUAUGGAUCGCCAGACGACGACUUUGAAAUCGAAGCACAAUUCGACAAAGAACAUGCUAAAGCCCAGGCAGGGGUUGAACGAAGAAAUCUCGUCAACGAGAUUACACAGGAGAAAGCUAGGCGUAUGGCUAAAGCUGUACGAGUUCCGGCAAAUUCAAAGAUGGGAGAGGGGGAAAGAAACCUGUACCUUGAGCUUGCUCUGCGUGGCUGCAAACCGGUGAUGUAUCACCACUGGAAAACAGACUUCUCGACGCUACCCGAGUCACUCUUCUCUUCGGAAAAACCGCCUGCCAACGAGUUAGAUGAAAUCAUCUUCAAAACCAAGACCCGAUCUGAGUUCCAUGCGAUCAAAGCUAUGAAAGAACUCUUGGAUUUGGGUGGACAGGUCAGAGACUGCGGUAUAUUGACUGCGGUUUAUCCACCAGAGGUGAUAAGGAAGGCGAUUGCAAAGUACAUUCGCUGGGCUAUCGACGAUGCUGGGCUCAAAACUAACGCCGAUACUCUCCCGUUCCACAUCAUAUACGCUCAACAGAUCGGACAGCCCACCCUCGAGACUGUCACGAAAGUAGUCAAGAAACUCACUAAACUGGCACUUCAGCACCGAGGCGCAUAUCAAGGUGCGGAGAAUGUAUACUGGCCUACCUUGGUCGGAUAUGUUGUUUGCGGGCCCAUUGCCACGAUCCUGUCACUCGAUUCGAACCCUCUCUCUCCCGCCUGGAGUGGACCUGUUGACAAACGAGUGAAAUAUAUGGGUCAGUUCGAUCUCACUGAGCCUGACCAGGAUGUCUGGAACUCUCUCGCCAUAGCCAUUUCGGUGAUUCACGUGCGGGAGUCUAUGCUGAAGCUUGCUGCUACGUAUUCCGGCCCUCGAGCACCUUUCUUCCGCGGCCAAAACGGUGAUUUUAGUGAUGAUGACUGA
Molecule: messenger RNA, 1314 nt
Organism: Penicillium manginii
Lineage: Eukaryota; Fungi; Ascomycota; Eurotiomycetes; Eurotiales; Aspergillaceae
Exons: 1
Coding region: 1-1314 (437 amino acids)
Source: RefSeq, a predicted model, not a curated record